AUGGUGUCCUCCCAAUUAUUUAUCCCUAACAGCUCUUUCUUCCAGCCAUCUGCUUUCCUGCUGAUUGGCAUUCCAGGUCUGGAAGCUGUACAUAGAUGGGUCUCCAUCCCUUUCUCUUCCAUUUACACUGUGGCUCUCACAGGCAACUGUCUGAUCCUGCUAGCUGUGAGGAGGACUCCCAGUCUGCACCAGCCCAUGUAUUACUUCCUUUCCAUGUUGGCUCUCACUGAUCUGGGUCUUACUAUGUGCACACUUCCCACAACCUUGUCUGUACUCUGGUUUGACUAUCGCCACAUAGCCUUCGAUGCCUGCUUGGUCCAGAUGUUUUUCCUCCAUUCCUUCUCUGUUGUGGAGUCUUCAGUGCUUCUGGCCAUGUCUUUUGACCGCUUUGUGGCCAUCUCUAACCCACUGCGCUAUGCCUCUGUCCUUACCAACAGUGUCAUUGGCAGGAUUGGAAUGACUAUUGUGGCUCGUGCCACUGUCUCACUCUUUCCUGUCCCUUUCUUGCUCAAGAGGCUGAACUUUUGUCCUAGAAAAAUUCUUCUGUCCCAUUCAUUUUGUUUUCAUGCAGAUGUUAUGAAACGGGCCUGUGCUGACAUCACUGUCAAUAUCCUAUAUGGACUCUAUGUAGUGCUGUCUACAGUGGGCAUUGAUUCCUUGCUAAUUGUUCUCUCCUAUGGACUCAUCUUACAUACAGUGAUGGGUUUGGCCUCUCCUCGAGAACGGAUUCGGGCCCUUAACACCUGUGUUUCCCACAUUCUGGCUGUUUUGGUCUUCUACAUCCCAGUAAUUGGAGUGUCCAUGAUCCACCGCUUUGGUAGGCAUGCACCCCCCAUUGUUCAUGCCCUUGUUGCCUAUGUCUAUUUGAUUGUGCCCCCUGUUCUCAAUCCUAUCAUCUAUAGUGUCAAGUCCAAGCACAUCCGCGAGGCACUGAUCAAAAUGCUAAGGAGAAAGGACCAGGGGUGA
Molecule: messenger RNA, 966 nt
Organism: Trichosurus vulpecula (common brushtail)
Lineage: Eukaryota; Metazoa; Chordata; Mammalia; Diprotodontia; Phalangeridae
Product: olfactory receptor 51I2-like
Exons: 2
Coding region: 1-966 (321 amino acids)
Biological process (GO): G protein-coupled receptor signaling pathway
Cellular component (GO): membrane
Molecular function (GO): olfactory receptor activity; G protein-coupled receptor activity
Source: RefSeq, a predicted model, not a curated record